UUAAUGAGAAGUAAAUAUCUUUCUGGUGGACUGGUGCAAUAACCUCUAUUAUCUUGUUCUGACUCAAACAGCUCCAGCAGCCCUCGGGUGACCUUUGGUACGAGACACAGAACAGGGUUUGGGUUGAGCAAAGCUCAACGCCGAGGCAACAGGAAAUAAAAACCAGCAACUCCAACACUUUUUUAAAAAAAAAAAUCCGAUCUGAGGCCCAGAAUACAUGACUCAAGAGUGUGCAAUGAUUUAUUAAGUGUAUCCUCCAUGUAUUUCUGUAAGACUUUUAAAAAAUGUUGUCGUUUCUCACCUCCUUUUUGCCGACUUCUUACCUCCUACCAGGAUGGCUGAUACUGGACACAAACCCUCUGAUUGGUUUACUUCAAGGACUAGUGGGGGCAUGUGGGAUUUCUGUGCUGUGCUCCCUCUUCAGAGUACAUCUAUUGAUAGAGGACAGCUGGAAAGAAAAAAAUAAUGAAGGCACAUCAAGUGGGAGGUCAAGCAGUAAGCCAAUGAGAGCUAAACAUGGACUUUUUGGAAUGCUCCAGUUUCUCUUUGUGACUGGGAUACUGGCCAUUGUGGGGUCCCGCGUGGCGUCACUGGUGGUACUGGAAUUCUGCCUGCGAGCUGUCUCUGGCCUGCUUACAGCUGGAUCGGAAACCAGGAAGUUUCUGCAGCAGCUGCUAGUGCAAAGCCAGUUUUCCUUGGGCUGUGCCAUCAGCUGCAGUUUGCACUUUCUCCACGAGGGGGCAUCCCAGCGCUGGCUGUGCCUUCUCCUGGCAGCAGCUCUCAGUUGGUAUCUGGCAAAAAAGGCAGCAGCCCUACUGCAUCAUGUCAUUGCUCUGUAUAAGCUGCACAGCUCCCAGCGCUACUGCGGCAUUUGCAUCAGCCUGCUCACAUCAGGCUGCUAUCUGCAGCCCAUGCUUUGCAGGACUAUGAUCAUUGCCUUUUUUGUGGCCGUGCUGGCAGCCGUAUCUAUCAUCAACCAACAGUUUCUCUCUGCAACCGAGGCCUUGAGGUUCUGGACACCGCUGACUAUCUGCUACACAUUGUUGGUGGUGUACAUGCAGGAAGAACAGCACCGUCUGCCGAGCAGCCAGGCUGUCCUCAAUGCAGUUGUCGUGCGUCUCGGGGGUUUGAUGGUCCUGAUGCUGACUGUGGGAUGCUGGGCCGAUGUGUUCCACAUCCUAAUAUGCUUCCUUGGUGAGGCCAGCUGUCUCAUCCCAAACAUGGAUCUGCUGGAUGCAGCAUCCUCGCAGGACGAAGAGGAUUUUAUAAACUAUGCAAGAAGAGAUCGUCGACAAACAUCACAAACACACGCGAAGCAGCAUCCGAGAUAGCAUGGACUAUUCUGAAGAGGUCAUAAUUUGUAAACAUCAGAUUUUUGCAAUGUUUACUUAGACCUCUACUGUUAUUGUACUGCAAUUUGUCAUAAAAUUCCUCCCAUGUUAUUUAAUGCAGUUGCUCCGCAGAAGUGACAAUAGAUCACUACUACCUACUACACUUACAAUUUUUAUGAAUGAAGUCAGAAAUUUGACAUAAUAAUACCUGAAAAUAUGGUUAAUUGGAAAAAAAAACUCAGUUCUGGGAAUAUGGGUGACCUUUUUUUUUUGCUUAAAUAUUAGUCUGAAUUGUAUUUUGGCUUGUAUAAAAAAUAUAAACCAGAUUUCUAUGUAAAAGCCAUUAUUGUCCGUUCUUUCCCUGUUAUUUUUCAUUAGUGGAAACAUUUGUAUUCAAAGGUAUCCAGUAAAACAAAGGAAAAGAAAACUUUUAAAACUGCACACUCCAAUAACACUUCCUAUGAGACUGAGAGCCUAUAAAACCCAUCGUGGACUCAUUUUUUAUGUCACCUUCGCUGUCAGGAUAACCUGCUCGUUUAGCCAGUAAGUUAACUGAAUAAAAAGAGGUAAACGGAAACCUCAGCUGGGCACAGACGUCGAUUGCCUUUUAAUUGAUCGUUUUAGACACCAGCUUAUCUAACUUGCUAUCUCUAUUACUGUCAUUUUUUGAUGUAUUUAACAACAGUUGUCAGCGUCGCUUGCUAACUGCGUUAUUUUGACGGUUACUUCACAUUAUUCUAUUGAAACGUAAGGGCAAAAUGGCUGACGAAACUAUUACUACUGUUAGUCUCACA
Xiphophorus couchianus (Monterrey platyfish) is the source of this 2125-nucleotide messenger RNA. RefSeq names its product transmembrane protein 82 (gene tmem82). The transcript has 6 exons. The coding region runs from base 285 to 1331 and encodes 348 amino acids. The record is from RefSeq and is a predicted model, not a curated record. NCBI's taxonomy places the organism in Eukaryota, Metazoa, Chordata, Actinopteri, Cyprinodontiformes, Poeciliidae.